AAUCGAGGCCUCGCGGGGGUCGUUAUAAGGCCGCGAGAGAGUAGCACGGCUACCCCCUCGCCGUCUCUCGCGGAGGCGAAGAAGAGAGAGAGAGAGAGAGAGAGAGAGAGAGAGAGGAGGAGGAGGACGUGGUUUCCCUCGUUGCUUCUCCUCUCUCACGCUUUUGGUGUGCUUCUCCUCUCCCUCCUACACCCGCGCGUAGCGUUUCGGACGCUGCACACAAUGGGGAUCUGGGUCUUCAUGGCCCGAUCGCUUCGAUCUUGACGAGGAACUCGGGGUUAGGCGCGGGAUCUGGUGCGUUUGCUGUAAAAUAGCGGCGCCCUCCUGGCUAUUGGCUUAGAUCUUCUAAUAUAGGGGAGGAUCGGCGAUUUUUACAUGGAUAAUUACAAAAUGGAGAACUGCCCAGUGAGAGUUAAUUCCAUUGGACAACUUUAUCAUGAUUGCAUGUCUGAUAGAAGAUCUAGGUUUUGGCAAAUUGAUAACCAACCAAAUCCCAGGUCUGAGGUCAUUUGUCCUCAACCCCGUCGAGCCACAAGAGCCCCUUAUUUCAUUAAUGCUCUCAAUAGAGUCAGUUCUAAGCCAAAGGGCUUUUUGCCCAUGUACAGAGUGGAUUGUGCUCCUGAGAUUCUUGAACUCAUCCUGAGCCAGGAUGACUUAGACAAUGAUCCUGACUCUAGCAACCAAGUGGGUGGCUUCUUCCGUGGAUCUCCUCCCGUACGCACUAAUAAUCCGGUCAUCCACGAUGUGCAGUUUGCCAAACAAGCCCAGUCCUUGGCUUCUCCUCGAGCCAACUCCCCCGGGAUGAAGCAGGCCGGAAGAGUUGAAAGAGGGUCUCCGACCUGUGGAUCUUCCUUGGGAGGGAGCCCCAAGGUGAGAAUCGAAGGAUUUGCUUGUGGGAGGAGCUCUGAGAAGCACUGUGUUGCCCCAGCUCUAGCAUGAUCCCUCCUCUCUCUCUCUCUCUCUCUCAAUUAAUCCUGACCUUACUGCCUGUGUCGAUGUAAAUGUGUCGUCUGCUACUGUGUCUGUCAUCAGCUGUUGAAGCUGCCGAAACGCCACUCUCGAGUAGAGUUUGGUGGUCCUGUAAAUAUGAGGUUUAAAUGGGUUUAGAGUUUGUACAGAACGUCCAAGCUGGAAACGCUAUCGAGUCACUGUAAAUGCAAACUCCUUUUUGCAUGAACUUGACUUACAUAGGUAGAUAGGCUUUUUACUUA
Molecule: messenger RNA, 1211 nt
Organism: Musa acuminata subsp. malaccensis (wild Malaysian banana)
Lineage: Eukaryota; Viridiplantae; Streptophyta; Magnoliopsida; Zingiberales; Musaceae
Source: RefSeq, a predicted model, not a curated record